AUGGAUGCCAUCGUCCUUGACCACUUUGGGGGCCUUGAUGCCCUCGUCUACAAGCAACUCCCUGUCCCGAUCCCGAAGCACGGCGAAGUUCUCAUUCGUAUCCGCGCCUUUGGGAUUAAUCACGCAGAAGUACAUAUGCGCAAAGGAGAGUGGGCAGAGGCCGCACCUGUCUCUGGCAUUGAGUGUGUCGGCACGGUCGCAGCUGCACCAGGCGGCGAGUACCCCAUCGGGACGAAUGUUGCAGCUCUCAUGGGUGGACUGGGCAGGACAAGGAAUGGAAGCUAUGCCCAGUACACGGUUGCCCCAUUACAUAAUGUCGUCCCACUCACUACAGACAAGAGCGGCCUGCCAUUUAGCUGGGAAACGUUAGCCGCGAUCCCAGAGACAUUUGCUACCGCGUGGACGUGUCUUUUCCGUAAUCUGGAGGUAAAGAAGGGCGAGAAGGUGUUGAUUCGAGGGGCAACGAGUUCGCUGGGCCAGGCAGCGGUGAAGCUGGCAGUCGCAGUGGGUGCCAAGGUUGUUGCGACAACGAGGAACGAGGACCGUUUCCAAGGCUUGUUGGAUUUGGGGGCAGAACGUGCUGAGCUUGAAGGAGCUGGUCUGGCUGCUAGACUUCCAGAGAAGAAAGAAUUUGAUGCAGUCCUUAACCUCGUCGGCAACGUCGUUCUACUCGACUCGAUCGAUAUUCCCCGACGCGGAGGCCGCGUAUGCCAUGCUGGAUGGUUGGGUGGACUCGCGCCGGUGAAAGACUUUGACCCGUUGACGCAGAUGGCGAGUGGUGUGCACUUUAGUCUCUUUGGGAGUUUCAUGUUUGGAACACCGCAGUUCCCUCUGUCGGAUGUGCCAUUGGCACAGAUCAUAAGGGAUGCCGCAGAGGGCAAGUUCGACGUAAAGCCAACGAGGGUUUUUCAGUUUAGUGAAAUCAGGGAGGCACAGAACGUGAUGGAAUCGGGAGAGGCGAAUGGGAAGAUAGUCGUUGUAGUCGAGGCAUAG
Messenger RNA from Serpula lacrymans var. lacrymans S7.9, 993 nucleotides. RefSeq lists its product as uncharacterized. The coding region runs from base 1 to 993 and encodes 330 amino acids. The record is from RefSeq and is a predicted model, not a curated record. Lineage: Eukaryota; Fungi; Basidiomycota; Agaricomycetes; Boletales; Serpulaceae. The transcript has a single exon. Gene Ontology annotation, molecular function: oxidoreductase activity.